Messenger RNA from Pisolithus orientalis, 987 nucleotides. RefSeq lists its product as uncharacterized. NCBI's taxonomy places the organism in Eukaryota, Fungi, Basidiomycota, Agaricomycetes, Boletales, Pisolithaceae. The transcript has 5 exons. Bases 1 to 987 code for a protein of 328 amino acids. The record is from RefSeq and is a predicted model, not a curated record.
AUGGCUACCGCCCCCCCUCCCAAUCCCUUUCCGCUAAGCGCGUUUCAUGUUGCAUACGAACGAUGCCUCGCCCUCGAAUCUGCGGCACCCAGUCUUCAAGCUCUCCCUGACUGCCCUCCCCCCGUUAUAUGCGCUCGCCUUCUUGGCCACUUGUUGCGUUUGUCCCCCGCUGGUAACCCCCGAGGACGAGUUCAACGGGAAAUCGCGUUAGCGACGGACGGUGUAACUCUUAUGAAGUUAGCCGGGCACUAUAUGAGUAAUUUCAUCAAGGCUUUUAAGCGUAGCAACGGACCAACGCCCGCGCCAUCUGAACAUCCUUCCCGCCCAUCCUCUCUGGAUGCUCGUGAAUACACCAUGACUUUGAUGAAGGACAGUGGCAUAGAUCAUGGGACGGCUCGGACGCAUAUAUGUCCGCUUCUAUGCAAAUUCUACAGACCAUUCCCCGAGGACGUUCGAGUCGGUGGCUUCAGGCGCUUGGAAGCUGUGCACAUCAUUCCACAGGCAAUUAACAGAAAUAUCGGAGAAGAGGGAACGAAGCAAUCUCGUUCUGCGAGUGUCUGGUCGGUCUUGGGGAUGUUCACUGAGGUCGACCUCUUUGAGCUCUUGGCGGGCAGAUUGAUCCAUCGGCUCGAGAACAUCAUGAUGUUGCAGUACGAAUGUCAUGCGGUAUUCGAUGAUCUCGUGUUGUGGCUUAAACCUGUAGAGGGUGCGCAAGACACAUAUAGUGUACAUUCAGCUCAUCCAAAAGUGAAGGGGGCAUUAGGCAUUCCCGACACUGUACAUUUCUCCACAACAACUGGAUACCCUCUCCCCCACCCUGCCCUUCUUUCGCUUCACGCGCUUUGCUGUGAGGUGGCCUGGAUGUCUGGAGCUGCGGAGUACAUCAUGGACAUAGAGAGGAGGAUGGAUCAAACAAGAGUUCUAGCAAACGAUGGCUCCAAUGCUGACGUCUUGGUGAAAGCGUUAGCACUUGUUGGAACUUAUUGA